This is a messenger RNA of Numida meleagris (helmeted guineafowl), 7042 nucleotides long. RefSeq names its product multiple PDZ domain crumbs cell polarity complex component (gene MPDZ). NCBI's taxonomy places the organism in Eukaryota, Metazoa, Chordata, Aves, Galliformes, Numididae. The coding region runs from base 195 to 6440 and encodes 2081 amino acids. The transcript has 49 exons. The record is from RefSeq and is a predicted model, not a curated record. Gene Ontology annotation, molecular function: protein binding.
GGCGGCGGGCAGGAUUAGGUUUCAGGCCGGCGGGGCGUGCCUGAGCGCGCUUCCCCGCGGCGCGGCGCCGUUACUCGGGGGCGGGAAGGGCGAAGGCGGAGAGCGGGGCCCGCAGAGCCGCCCGGAAAAUCCAGGACAAUACUUGUAUGUGCUGUCUCUUACCAUAUUGGAAUAGGAGCUGAGAAGCAGAGAACAUGUUGGAAACAAUUGAUACACAUCGGGCCCUCCAGGCCGUGGAGCGCUUACAGGCAAAGCUUCGGGAUCGAGGUGACAUCGCAAAUGAGGAAAAAUUGAACUUAUUAAAAUCAGUGCUGCAGAGUCCUCUUUUUAAUCAAAUUCUCAACCUUCAAACUUCUGUUCAGCAGCUGAGAGAUCAGGGAAAUAUUACUCCUUCUGUACAUUCCACUGGUGAAUUCCCCCAGCUUCUCCACCAUGGUGUGAAUGUAGGGUCCUUAGUGCAUAAUGAGUCGUAUUUGUUGGCUCAGCAGAAUGGCAGCCCAGCUAAUGUGCUGGAAGCAUCAGUGAGAUCCAUUACUCCACAGAUGAAUGGGAAAUCCUCUAGUGAUGACUUCGAGCAGCUGAUCAGAAAUAUGUCCCAGGGUCGUCCCGUUGAGACAAUUGAGCUUACUAAGCCUCUGAGUGGUGGCCUGGGCUUCAGUGUUGUGGGACUCAAGAGUGAAAACAGAGGAGAACUAGGAAUAUUUGUGCAAGAAAUCCAGGAGGGAAGUGUGGCACAUAGAGAUGGAAAAUUGAAGGAAGCAGAUCAAAUCCUUGCUAUUAAUGGACAAGCCCUUGAUCAGACAAUUACACAUCAACAGGCUAUCAGCAUCCUACAGAAAGCAAAAGAUAAUGUCCAGUUAGUUGUGGCCAGAGGCAAUUUCCCUCAGCUCAUCAGUCCUGUAAUUUCCCGGUCUCCAUCUGCUGCUAGCACAGUUUCAGCCCAUUCCAACCCGGUUCACUGGCAGCAUGUGGAGACCAUAGAGUUGGUGAAUGAUGGCUCAGGUUUGGGAUUUGGGAUAGUUGGUGGAAAGUCAACAGGAGUGAUUGUUAAAACCAUCCUCCCAGGAGGGGUAGCUGAUCAGCAUGGGAGAUUGUGUAGCGGAGACCACAUCUUGAAAAUUGGUGAUACUGACUUGACUGGAAUGAGCAGUGAACAGGUGGCACAAGUUCUGAGGCAGUGUGGAAAUCGGGUGAAACUGGUAAUUGCAAGAGGUCCUGUUGAAGAACCACCUCCACCAGCAGUUCCACCAGGUACUCCAGUACCCAUCUCAAUAUCAGAGAAACAAGCAGAUGUUUCUGUAAAUAGCUGUGAAGAAGGAGAGAAGUUUAACGUGGAACUCACUAAAAACAUCCAGGGAUUAGGAAUAACUAUAGCUGGUUACAUUGGAGACAAAACAUCAGAACCUUCUGGUAUCUUUGUGAAAAGCAUUACAAAAGGCAGCGCUGUUGAACAUGAUGGGAGAAUCCAUGUGGGAGAUCAAAUUAUAGUUGUGGAUGGAACAAAUCUUCAGGGUUUUACUAACCAGCAAGCAGUUGAUGUUUUGCGACACACCGGACAAACAGUUCGGCUCACUUUGAUCAGAAGAGGGCUUAAGCAGGAAAAUUAUAUUCAGCCCCAGGAGGACUUCAGUGCUACUGUUGAGAGGGACUUAAUGUUACAAACAGUGGACAGUGACACAGCCAAAGAUAACGGUGAAACAGAGCAGGGAUCUUCAUCGCUGCCAUGCAGUGUCAGUGUGGUAAACAUCAGAGAGGACAUUAAGCAGCAGGAAACAGAUUUCCAGCUAACUGCUACGGAAGAAGCUGCUAUGAAGGCAAAAUGGCAGAGGAUAAUGGGGUCGAAUUAUGAAAUAGUGGUUGCUGUAGUUAGCAAAUUCAGUGAAAGCAGUGGGCUAGGAAUAAGCCUUGAAGCUACAGUGGGACAUCAUUUCAUCAGAUCAGUCUUACCAGAGGGGCCAGUAGGACGAAGUGGCAAGCUGUUCAGUGGUGAUGAGCUUCUGGAAGUGAAUGAGAUCUCUUUGCUUGGAGAAAGCCACAAGGAUGUGGUCAAUAUCUUGAAAGAACUGCCAAUUAAGGUGACAAUGGUGUGCUGCCGUCCAGUGGCUCCCUCUGUCAGUCACACAGAAGUACUGGAGAGUCUAAGUCUAUCUGAGGUUCAGCUUGCAGAAAAGGCUCAUGUAGAUCUUGGAUUCAUUGACUCUUCGAACACAGACGAAAAAGAUCUGGACAUUUCUGCAGCUCAGAGUAUGGAAGAAAUGCAGAGCUCUUCUUUCACAAUGUGGGAAGCAGAAGUACAGCAUACUGAGCUGGAGAAAGGAAGUAUGGGACUUGGAUUUAGCAUAUUAGACUACCAGGAUCCUGUUGACCCAUCAAAAACUAUAAUUCUAAUUCGCUCAUUAGUUCCCGGUGGUGUGGCUGAGCAAGAUGGCAGACUUUCUCCUGGAGAUCGGCUUAUGUUUGUCAAUGAUAUCAGCUUGGAAAAUGGCAGCCUGGAGGAAGCAGUACAAGCACUGAAAGGAGCCCCAGAAGGAACAGUUAAGAUAGGAGUCGCCAAACCUCUGCCUCUUUCACCAGAAGAGGGCUGUGUCUCUGCUAAGGAAGAUUGCUUUUUCUGCACUGCCCAGUCACUUGAGGAGGAGGGGCCAGCUGAUGCAGCCCUCUUCCGUGCUGAGCUAGCUCUGGUGGACUCCAGUGGAGCUGAUCUAGCUGUUGAAUCUAUCUUUGAAUCUCAAUUUCCUGCGGAGAAUUUAAUAUUCCCGACUUCCACUUCAGCUGCAUCUGACAGCAUCUGUAGUGAGGAUUUCAACUUCACCUUCUCUUUUUCAACCUCAACUCCCAAGAUUGCUGGAAAGGAAUAUUCAAGUUACACAGAUGAUAAUCGUAUAUCUACCGAGAGUCCGUACAGUAUGGAUCUGAAUGAGGGACUGAGAGAACAAAAUUCUGCAGUGGACAGAGGCCUGGAAACUGCAACUUUUGCUGAAGAGGACUUUCAGUCUGUGGCUCUUCUGGAUAUCAAAGAUGAUAAAGGAAUCUUGAUGGAAUCUAGCUGCCUAUUGCCUAUGUACAAAAGUUUCAGAACCUCAGAUACACUGAAAAGCGUCUUUGAGGAGACCAUCACUAUUGCAAAAGGCAAUUCAAGUCUAGGGAUGACAGUAAGUUCUGAUAAAGAUGGCACAGGAAUGAUAGUUCGUAGUGUCAUCCAUGGAGGGUCAAUAAGUCGUGAUGGACGGAUUAGUGUGGGAGACUGCAUCCUGUCCAUUAAUGAAGAAUCAACCACUAACUUAACCAAUGCACAAGCCCGGGCUAUGCUAAGGAGGCAUUCACUCAUUGGACCAGAAAUAAAAUCUUCUCCAGCACCUUCUGAUGAUCAGGCCCUCUUUUAUGUUAUUACAUAUGUGCUAGCAGAAAAUUUACCAAAGUACAGAGCCAGUUUGGAACAACAGUCAGAGGAAACUGUGUCAGUAAUUUCUCCUUCACAAGCUGCCUGCAUCAGGGAAAUCUCAGAGCUUCCAGAACGUGAAGAGGGGGAAGGAGAAGAAAGUGAACUUCAAAAUGCAGCUUUCAGUAACUGGAACCAGCCCAGAAAGGUUGAACUUUGGAGAGAGCCUGGCAAGUCACUGGGGAUCAGCAUUGUUGGAGGACGAGGGAUGGGGAGCCGCCUGAGUAGUGGGGAAGUGAUGAGAGGAAUCUUUAUCAAACACAUCUUGGAAGACAGCCCAGCUGGCAAAAAUGGAACUCUGAAAACUGGAGAUCGGAUUGUUGAGGUGGAUGGAAUUGACCUCAGAGAUGCCAGCCACGAACAAGCUGUGGAAGCCAUUCGGAAGGCAGGCAAUCCUGUAGUCUUUAUGGUACAGAGCAUUAUAAGCAGACCAAGGCCAGAGUCUCUUUAUAGCCCUUCAUCAGCUUCUGCUCUCUGUGAGCAGAAAACUACUAACCCAUUUUAUCGUCAGUCAUCUAAGAACUCUUCCCUGCCUUUCCCGCAGAACUAUGUUUUCUAUAGGCCAGCUAUCUUCAGCAGCACUAACCCAUUUGCUGAUUCUUCUCAGUUCAACGCUAACAAGGCUUUCAGUCAGUCCGAUUCAGAGCCAGAAAAGACUUCAUUUUGUAACUUGCCUCUGCCUCCCCCUUCCACGUUUUCAGGAAUAAGCUGUGAUGUUGCACAGUCAUCUUCCAGCCAAGUUCCAAAGGAUGUAGACAAGGAGGAUGAGUUCGGUUACAGCUGGAAAAAGAUUACACAGCGCUAUGGAAAUCUACCAGGGCAACUACACGUGAUUGAGCUAGAAAAAGGAAGGACUGGUCUGGGACUUAGUCUUGCUGGUAACAAAGACCGAUCCAGGAUGAGUGUCUUUAUAGUGGGAAUUGAUCCAAAUGGUGCAGCUGGCAAAGAUGGCAGGUUACAGAUUGCAGAUGAAUUACUAGAGAUAAAUGGGCAAAUACUCUAUGGAAAGACUCACCAGAAUGCUUCAUCGAUAAUCAAAUGUGCGCCAUCUAAAGUAAAAAUAAUCUUUAUUAGAAAUAAAGAUGCAGUAAAUCAGAUGGCUGUUUGCCCUGCAAAGUCAACAGAGGCUUUACCUUGUACUUCAGAGACACUUCAAAACCAAGAGAUUGAUACUGCUGCAGACUCCAGUGUUUCUUCUGACUUCAGUUCAUAUAAAAAUAUUCAGUAUGUGGAACUCCCUAAGGAUGAAGGAGGUUUGGGAAUUGCCAUUAGUGAAGAAGACACAGUCAGUGGAGUAGUUAUUAAGAGCUUAACAGAUCAUGGUGCAGCAGCAAAGGAUGGAAGAAUCAAAGUUGGGAAUCAGAUCCUGGCAGUGGAUGAUGAAAUUGUUGUGGGCUAUCCAGUAGAAAAGUUUAUCAAUCUUCUGAAGACAUCCAAAAACACAGUGAGGCUUACAAUCAACUCAGGAGAGGCAGAUAGCCAGACCAUAGCUCCAGUCCCUUCCAACGGUGCAUCAAUAGAGAGGAGGAGUAUCCAGCCACCAGCAACUGUUCUCUCUUCCAACUCACCAGAACCAGAAGCAGUCAAAAAUACAAGCAGGUCUUCAACUCCAGCCACCCUAGUUUCUGACCCAGCUACUUGUCCCAUUAUUCCUGGAUGUGAAACAACCAUUGAUAUCUCCAAAGGACGGACUGGUCUUGGUCUAAGCAUUGUUGGAGGAGCAGACACUUUGUUGGGAGCAAUCAUUAUCCAUGAAGUGUAUGAAGAAGGAGCAGCAUCAAAAGAUGGGAGACUCUGGGCUGGGGAUCAGAUAUUAGAGGUGAAUGGAAUUGACCUCAGGAGUGCCACACAUGAUGAAGCAAUAAAUGUUCUCCGACAGACUCCGCAAAAAGUUCGUUUGACUGUGUACAGAGAUGAGGCCCAGUACAAGGAGGAGGACAUGUAUGAUGUACUCACUAUAGAGCUCCAAAAGAAGCCUGGCAAAGGCCUUGGGCUGAGUAUAGUUGGGAAAAGAAAUGAUACAGGGGUGUUUGUGUCAGACAUCGUCAAAGGUGGAAUAGCAGAUACAGAUGGGAGAUUGAUGCAAGGAGAUCAGAUAUUAACAGUGAAUGGAGAAGAUGUUCGAAAUGCUAACCAGGAGGCUGUUGCAGCUUUGCUGAAGUGUUCAUUAGGUACAGUAAGACUAGAGGUUGGAAGAAUAAAAGCUGGCCCAUUCCACUCUGAGAGGAGAACAUCCCAGAGCAGCCAGGUCAGUGAAGGAAGUGGCAGUCUCUCGUCCUUCAGCAUUCCAGCUUCUGUUUCCAGCACACCUGAGGUCUUUGAAAGCAGUCUGAAGAAGAAUACCACAGAUUCUGAAAUACAGGGACUAAGAACAGUUGAAAUAAAAAAGGGCCCAGCAGAUUCACUAGGAGUGAGUAUUGCUGGAGGUGUAGGAAGUCCUCUUGGAGAUAUUCCUAUAUUUAUUGCCAUGAUGCAUCCUAAUGGAGUUGCAGCUCAGACUCAGAAACUCAGGGUUGGGGACAGGAUUGUUAGCAUCUGUGGAACAUCUACUGAGGGCAUGACUCACUCCCAAGCUGUUAGCAUCUUAAAAAAUGCUUCAGGCACUAUUGAGUUACAGGUGGUAGCUGGAGGAGAUGUGAGUGUCAUAACUGGUCAGCAGCAGGAUCCACCUACAUCCAGUCUUUCACUUGCAGGACUAACUUCAACAAGCAUUUUUCAGGAUGAUUUAGGACCUCCUCAGUACAAGACCAUUACUCUGGAUAGAGGACCAGAUGGCCUAGGCUUUAGUAUUGUGGGGGGAUACGGCAGUCCUCAUGGAGACUUACCCAUUUAUGUGAAGACAGUAUUUGCAAAGGGUGCAGCAGCAGAAGAUGGACGCCUGAAGAGGGGGGAUCAAAUCAUUGCUGUGAAUGGGCAGAGUUUAGAAGGGGUGACCCAUGAGGAGGCUGUUGCUAUCCUGAAAAGAACAAAAGGAACAGUCACUUUGACUGUUCUGUCAUGAACUGGCUGCCCAAAGGUGUAGUGUCAACAAGACUAUAUUAUUUACAUUCUACAUAGCAAAGAAAAUGGAAAUGUUUAUAUAACCUUCUUGCUCUUCCAACUUGUCAGCACUGUGUUACAUCACUGAAGAAAAAUAACAUUUCAUCAUAUUUUUGUAUGCAGUAGAAGUGUUACUCUUAUUGUCAAACCACUGGGACGGAGUUAAGUCAUCUGUGGCAAAGACAUGGAUAUUUUGCCUAAUACACCAUAAUGAUAACUUGUAAGUAAAAUUGGAAGAUACUUUGAAUAUUUGAAAUACAUAAGAAAAAUUACAAAGUCACUGAGUCAAAAUGGAGAUGGCAUGAGCAGGAGUAAUCAGAAAACAAUAAGGUUGGAGAAAGAAAGCAUUUACAAAAUACUUUUCAUCCUUUUCUGUGAAUUCUGUAAGUAAUGUGGACGUAGACAGUUAAUGGACUCAGGUGAUUAUUUGUAUUACUAAUAUAGAAGGAGUUGGGAAGGGGAAUUGUCUUUCAUUGUUUUUUUCUUCUGUUUCCUAAUUUCCUAUUUCCUAAGCCUUGCUGUAUCCAAAACGAAAAAGAAAAGAAUUUUGUCUGGCUUACUGUA